This is a messenger RNA of Desarmillaria tabescens, 684 nucleotides long. RefSeq lists its product as uncharacterized. The record is from RefSeq and is a predicted model, not a curated record. The coding region runs from base 1 to 684 and encodes 227 amino acids. The transcript is spliced from 8 exons. NCBI's taxonomy places the organism in Eukaryota, Fungi, Basidiomycota, Agaricomycetes, Agaricales, Physalacriaceae.
AUGUGUUCUACUUGGUUUCUCUUUUUCAUUCUCGGUCUCGUAGUGCUAUUGCUGGCGCUGCAGUGCGAACUUCCCUGUGAACGGGCGGCACAUGGUCUGCAGCUAACCAAACUAACGAGAAGAGACCCACGCGGAGCCGAUCCCUGUGCAGGCCAAAAUUUCCGACCUCAAAACCUUGCAGAGCCAUACUUCUGCCGUGUAAAUGACUCACCCUGCUUCCGAGUCUUUCUUGACUCUGAUUUUGCAGAGUCCGUGCCUCUGGCGGCGGCAAUUAAAAAAGUGUAUCUCAAAACCUUGCAAAAGCCAACCAGUUUGGCAUUCACUAAGUCUUCAUUUCGAGGACAUUGCGCUACCUCAGGGCUUGGACUCGACGUCGUAACCAAAUCAUUUGGCGCAGUAGGCUCGAAUAUCAUCGUAUCGUACUUCAAACCUUCCGACCCUGAAAGCUCGCCGAGGCAAACAACGCGUCACUCGACAUUGUUCUUGACGUCACAAUUACACCUUGCAGAGCUAUGGGAGAUGCUACGAAUUCGGAGCAGCAAAGCAGGCGCUGGGGCAGUGGUAGACCAUUGUUUCUUCCGUCAUCAGUUUGCGAAACAUUUUGGCCUUUACGAACCGUUUUGGGUGGAGGGUCAGCCUUGGAAGAUAAAUGCGGAAUUGGGAGACUUUGGCAAAAUUGUCUGA